Molecule: messenger RNA, 1991 nt
Organism: Syngnathus typhle (broad-nosed pipefish)
Lineage: Eukaryota; Metazoa; Chordata; Actinopteri; Syngnathiformes; Syngnathidae
Gene: ankrd33bb
Product: ankyrin repeat domain 33Bb
Exons: 5
Coding region: 1-1542 (513 amino acids)
Molecular function (GO): protein binding
Source: RefSeq, a predicted model, not a curated record
AUGGUUUUAAUAACAGAGAAAGAAGGUGAAGCUGGAAAACUUCAGGAGAAUGGAGUUGCCAGACUGGGCAAAAUUGCUAUGGACACACCUGUCAUGUCCUUCAAUGAGGUCGACAAGGACAGCGAAGAUAUUGAGGAAUCGGAACAACAUGAAGAAUCUGAAGAUGAUUACACUCGAAAUUACUGGGAGGAUGAGGAUGAUAUCUACCAGGAGUUUGAGGAACUGGAUUUUGAGGCUCUCUCAGAUAACUUUGACACAAGGAGCAUUGCGUCUGACGAUUCUUUCUACCCGCUUGACACUUCAGUGGGAUCUGACGGUCAACGCGCAUCGUGUCGCGGGAGCCCAGAGCCGAUAUCCUUCUUUAAGGCUUGCUGCAAUAACAACACCAUCAUCGUCAAAAUCAUGAUCAGACAAGGACUGACUGAGGAGGAAGUACACGAGACAGACCGGAACAGAAGAUCUGCACUGAUUAUAGCGUGUUACUAUGGUUAUGUGGACGUGGUCAUCGCCCUAGCCCAGUGUCCUUACAUUGAUGUCAACUGGCAGGAUAAUGAGGGUAACACUGCCCUUAUUACAGCAGCACAAGCAGGUCACGUGGUCAUCUCUCAUUACUUGCUGAAUUACUUCCCCGGGCUGGACCUUGAGAGGAGGAACUGUCACGGUUUCACAGCUUUAAUGAAGGCUGCGAUGCAGGGUCGGGCCGACACUUGUAGAGCGCUCAUGCUGGCUGGAGGUGACAUGCAAGCCAGAGACAAUGGGCGGAAAAUGACAUCACGGGAGUGGGCUCUCUUCACUGGUCGCUAUGAGACGGCUUACCUGAUGUAUCUGGUCAUGAUGAAGCCCUGUGCUGAGCAGUUCUGUGACUCCUUCAGCCUGGAGUGGCCCUUGCUGGAGGAUCUGGUUGCCAAGGCAGAAGAGCCAAAGUCCUGCUGGAAACGUUCUCUUGACCUUCUGUCCUGCUGCCCUUACAGAUUUUACCUUAACAAUAAGGUGAACCCUGUGGAUGACGGUGUUCUAGAGCACAUGGUCCAGAUCACUACUGGUCUCAGGAGUCCAUUAAUUGCUAUAUCCUGCCGGACAGUGUGUCCAGGAAGCCCGCCGUGCGUUGGAAAACGGCGCUACGCAGUGCAGGAAAUUCUCAGGAGGCAAAGGGUGGCCGAGCUAAAGAGCCUUGGCCCGGACAGGUUGAACAAUUACAAGAGAUUUUUCCAGAACUCACGGGUGCUCCUCAUCCCCAAAGCGAGGGAUCGGCGAGCCAGCCUCCAGCCUCAACUGCUCGAUGACAUGGCUGCUGUAUCCAAAGGGGCCAUAAGGCGGGCGAGUCUACUACCACUUCAUUUACUAAGGAGGAGCAGCGUGCGACCGGGCAUUGUGAUACCAAAGGUGAGGCUCUGCAAGGCCCCAGAUCCUACUUUUAAACCAGAAAAGCUCAGACGGAACAACGACUAUAAUCAGCUUCAAAUUCCAAAAUGGGAUUACAAGAUGAAGAGAAUAGAGAGAAAGAAGGAGGAGAGACUUUUAUUACAGACAAGGCGAAGAUGAGAGCGAAGCAAACCAAGUUAUGAGAUUACAUUCUGCAACCAGACUAAUGGGGGAGCAUUUCACUCACUUGACUUUUGUGCAAGUAGAGACGGUGAAAUUCCACUGAAAGACACUAUGGGCCCUGUGGAGCAAUUGAGCAUGGUGUCUGCCUUUGCCCAAAUUCUUCGGGAAUAAGCUCCAAAUUAGGCACCAUUCCAAACAGAAUUAUCAGUAUAAAAAUCGGAUGGAUGAAUGGACUUUUAAGUUCUAUAAACUCAGCUUUCACAGUGGGGGAGAACUUCUUGCAGAAGUGAAUAUUUCUCUUGUUAUUAGUACAUUUAUUUACUCAAUGUAUUCACAAAACAUUCUCUGCCUCUUUUCCUCCAUGAUGAAUCAGUCCAUUAAUAUUAAACAUUUUGAAGUUUCUUCAUUGCUGAAUGAUAUUUACUGUUGUCGCAAAACAGGGUAAA